Messenger RNA from Aspergillus japonicus CBS 114.51, 1293 nucleotides. RefSeq names its product histone-lysine N-methyltransferase Clr4 (gene clrD). The transcript is spliced from 3 exons. NCBI's taxonomy places the organism in Eukaryota, Fungi, Ascomycota, Eurotiomycetes, Eurotiales, Aspergillaceae. The record is from RefSeq and is a predicted model, not a curated record. Gene Ontology annotation, molecular function: zinc ion binding; protein binding; histone methyltransferase activity. Gene Ontology annotation, cellular component: nucleus. Bases 1 to 1293 code for a protein of 430 amino acids.
AUGCUUCAGCGCCUGGCCAGCCACUGCCCCUUCAGCCUACCAUUCACCCACCCCAGAUUCUUCCUCAGCUUCUAUCCCCCAUUCCACCAUCGCAGAUUAUCCAAACCAACCCCCCCACUCCAACCCCCCACAGCCCUCUCGCAGACCUACUACCCGACAGACGCCUACCAAAGGAAAGCCAUUAAGGGCGCCUACCCGAAGGCCAAGAGGGUCAAGCGAGCCGACACGCCCCUGGUGCUCGGCGCCCCUGGCCCGCUGCUGACCCGACCCCCCGACGUCCGGCAGCAGACGCACCAGACGAUGCAACGCAAGCUGCGGGCCAUCCGGGGACCGGAGGUCACCUACGACCCGGCCGCCGAGCCCCGCCUGGCGGACUUCAUCAUGAACUUCGAGUUCGUCAACACCAACCCGCUGCGCAAGGGCGUGGUCCCUGUGUCCGAGGAGUUCAACGCCGGGUGCACCUGCGACGGGGUGUGCGACGAGGCGACCUGCCUGUGUCUGUCCAAGGAGGAGGAUGAGAGCAACACGAACAUCGUGCCGUACCGGCGCGCCCCGGACGACCCGCACAUGAUGGUGCUGGAUCCGAAGUUCCUGACGCGCAAGGCCAUGAUCUACGAGUGCAGUGACCGGUGUGGGUGCAAUGCGGGGUGCUGGAAUCGCGUCGUCCAGAACGGACGCACCGUGCGGCUGGAGAUUUUCUAUACCGGGGAUCGUGGGUUUGGCCUCCGCUCACCGGACCGUAUCCGCGCCGGCCAAUUCAUCGACUGCUACACCGGCGAAGUGAUCACCACCGCGGCGGCCGAUCUCCGCGAAGCGAUUCACACCGCGCACGGUACAUCCUACCUCUUCAGUCUCGAUUUUCUGAACGGCCAGUACGAAGACUAUGAGGAGGACGCCAGCAGCAGCAGCAGCGACGAAGAUAACGACGAGGACGACCAAGACGACCAAGUUACCGAGUCCGGCUGCAAGUACGUGAUCGACGGGCGUAACUUCGGCGGCCCGACUCGCUUCAUCAACCACUCGUGUAACCCGAACUGCCGCAUGAUCCCAGUCUCCCGCAACCACGCCGAUCGCGACCUGUACGAUCUGGCUUUCUUUGCCCUGCGCGAGAUCCCGCCGAACACGGAAUUGACCUUUGAUUAUAACCCCGGUUCCGAGGGGGGCGGCGGCGUCGGUGGCGGCGUCGUCGGCAAGAACGCUAAGAUCGAUCCCAGCGCGGUGCGGUGUCUUUGCGGCGAGGCGAACUGCCGGGGUCAGUUGUGGCCGAACCAGCGGAAGAAGGGGGUGCGGUGA